ACUUGCUCCUGCUUAUUACUGAUAAGUUUUGCAUUUUUAAAACGUAGGUAUUGUACCUACGUCCAUGGAGGCGCAAAGAAAAUGCCUUUCCGCCCUCGAUGUCCCACCCAAGUCUUCGUCUCGCGAUGUGACGCGCGGUUUCGUAUCCUCUUGCGCCUGCGCAAUCGCUCCUUCAACUUCCCCUCAGUUACUAUGGCCGCUGGACUGAGUGGGAUGUUUGGGAAUCAGGGCCCGGUGCCUCCCCAGCCACCUCCCCCGCCACCUCCUCCGGUGGCCCCCGGAGGUCAGGGACUCGCGGGACUCCUACCGCCGAACCCCACGGGUCCGCGAAACCCCAUCGGUACCCUUGUGGAUGAUUUGGAGGCUUCUUUUGAGGCUUGCUUUGCAUCCCUUGUAAGCCAAGAUUAUGUAAAUGGUACAGACCAAGAAGAAAUUAGAACUGGUGUUGAUCAAUGUAUCCAGAAAUUUUUAGAUGUUGCACGACAAACAGAAUGCUUUUUUCUACAAAAAAGGCUACAAUUAUCUGUCCAGAAACCAGACCAAGUAAUUAAGGAGGAUGUUUCAGAACUGAGAAAUGAAUUGCAGCGGAAAGAAACAUUAAUUCAGAAACACUUGGGAAAACUUCGCCAUUGGCAACAAGUUUUAGAUGAUAUUAAUAUCCAGCAGAAGAAACCUACUGACAUGCCUCAGGGACCUCUAGCUUAUCUAGAACAAGCUUCAGCCAAUAUUCCUGCACCCCUCAAGCAAACGUGAAAAGAAGCAUCAUUGAAAUACCAGCAUAAAGUCAUAAAUAACAUUGUACAUUUUGUAUUGAAAAAUAUGUUGUUUUUGAAAAAAUGGACAGCUAGGAGCCUACAGCUGUCAUUGUAUGGAUCAGAAAGUAUGAUUCUUUUAUUCUAUCACCUGCAAACUGAACAUUGUCUGUCCCUGACUAUGGAAAUAUUCUAAGGAGCAAGAACAGUCUAUCCCAUGAGCUUCCAACAUAAUUUUACUUCUGUAAAUCAAGUGAUUACUGUUAACAUUAUCUUUUGGGAUCAUGGGGCUUUUAACAUCAUUGACACAGUUUCAGAUUCUGGUUCUGUGCUUAAACAUUCUUGUGACACAGUGUAAAAAAAAUGCCUAUGAGAAAUAUGUUACAAUUUGAAUUGUUUUAAUACAAAGCAAAAAUUACUUUCUGAUUCCACUUUUUCUGUUAGGCAGCUGUAUGCUUUGAAUAAAUUUAAAAAUGCA
This is a messenger RNA of Ahaetulla prasina, 1230 nucleotides long. RefSeq names its product mediator complex subunit 28 (gene MED28). NCBI's taxonomy places the organism in Eukaryota, Metazoa, Chordata, Lepidosauria, Squamata, Colubridae. The record is from RefSeq and is a predicted model, not a curated record. The transcript has 4 exons. Bases 82 to 753 code for a protein of 223 amino acids. Gene Ontology annotation, cellular component: mediator complex.